This is a messenger RNA of Tupaia belangeri chinensis (Chinese tree shrew), 3256 nucleotides long. It is a transcript of the gene BORA, whose product is annotated as BORA aurora kinase A activator. The record is from RefSeq and is a predicted model, not a curated record. Gene Ontology annotation, biological process: regulation of mitotic spindle organization; regulation of mitotic nuclear division; activation of protein kinase activity. NCBI's taxonomy places the organism in Eukaryota, Metazoa, Chordata, Mammalia, Scandentia, Tupaiidae. The transcript is spliced from 12 exons. Gene Ontology annotation, molecular function: protein kinase binding. Bases 263 to 1933 code for a protein of 556 amino acids. Gene Ontology annotation, cellular component: nucleus; cytoplasm.
CUCAGCGCGGAACUUAGAGCGAGGAGUUGCCAUUCGAAUUUACUACGCGGCCUCGAUGCGAUUGGCUGAUUCGCGGACAGCGGGGCGACCUGAUUGGCCGGACGCCCACUAGUCCCGUGCCCUGGUUGGCCUAAGACAGCGCGGAAGCGGGGAGUUAAAGAGUCUGUGCCUGUCGUGGGCGCCGGCCUGUCUCCGCCGAGCACCCUGGAGUUGGUGUCGGGGGCUUCCUUUUUAGGCACAGCAGUAGUUUUUUCUCUGUGCUAUGGGAGAUGUCAAAGAAUCAAAAAUGCAGAUAACACCGGAAACUCCAGGAAGAGUCCCUGUUUUAAAUCCUUUUGAAAGUCCCAGUGAUUAUUCUAAUCUUCAUGAACAAACUCUCGCCAGUCCUUCUGUUUUUAAAUCAACAAAAUUACCAACUCCGGGGGAAUUUAGGUGGUCUAUAGAUCAACUAGCUGUAAUAAAUCCUGUAGAAAUAGACCCAGAAGAUAUUCAUCGUCAAGCUUUAUACUUAAGUCAUUCUCGAAUAGAUAAAGAUGUGGAAGACAAAAGACAAAAAGCCAUUGAAGAGUUUUUUACUAAAGAUGUCAUCGUACCCUCUCCUUGGACAGAUCAUGAAGGGAAACAACUUCCAGAGUAUCAUUCUAGUAAAUGCAUUAACAUAAAUAGUGACUCUCCAAUUAGAAGAAAGCUGACCAUUCACUCUGAGAAAAGCAAUGUUGCUUGUCAGACAUUGCUGUCUCUUCCUGUGGAUUUUAAUUUAGAAAAUAUAUUAGGUGACUAUUUUAGAGCUGAUGAAUUUGCAGAUCAGUCUCCUGGAAACCUCAGUUCUUCAUCCCUCAGAAGAAAGCUGUUUUUAGAUGGGAAUGGAAGUAUCUCUGACUCCUUACCACCAGCUUCUCCCCAAAGUCCUCAUGGUGGUGCUCAAGCAUCACUUGAGGUUUUUUAUUCAAUAGAUUUAUCUCCUGUACGUUGUAGGAGCCCUGUGCAGACACCAAGUUCGGGACAGUUUUCUUCUAGCCCUAUUCAGGGUAGUGCCAAAAAAUACAGUUUGGGAAGCAUAACCAGUCCACCUAUUUCUUCACCUACUUUCUCACCAAUUGCCUUUCAAAUAAGAAAGACACCACUCUCAGAACAAAGGAAGUUUACUUUUCAUUCUCCUGAUGCUUCAUCUGGAACAAAUUAUAAUGGAAUUACCAAUCCGUGUAUCCGAAGUCCUUAUAUAGAUGGCUGCUCACCAAUUAAAAAUUGGUCUCCCAUGAGACUUGAGAUGUGUAGAGGUAGUACUCAAUAUCGAACCUCGCUGUUUCGAAUCCCGUUUACUCUUGAGACUCACAGUGAAGAUGAAGAAGAUAAAGAGAAUAUUCCUUCCACAGAUGUCUCAUCACCAGCCGUGGAUGUUGUGGGAGUACCCCUGCGGCAGUUGAAUGGUGAUGCUUCUAAACAUGGCACACGUGUGGUUGUGACUGCGAUGUCUAUUUCACAGAACCAGUCCAGUGCUUUGGAGAAAGAAUUAGCACUUUUGCAGGAUGUCGAAAGUGAGAAUAACACUGUGGAUAUGGUCGAUCCUAUAGAGAUAGCCGAUGAGAAUACUUGGAGUAAGGAGCCAGUUGAUAAUGGGAGUUUACCUGUAACAGAUUGUGUGAGUGGAAUUGCCUUCAGUAUUGAAAACUCCCAUAUGUGCAUGUCACCUCUUGCUGAAAGCAGUGUCAUUCCUUGUGAAAGCAGUAACAUUCAGAUGGAUAGUGGCUAUAAUACACAGAACUGUGGAAGCAAUGUUAUGGAUGCAGUUGGGGUAGAAAGUUACUGCAAAGAAAGUGAUGUUCAAGUCUAUGAAGUUGAAAAUAAAUCUCAAGCUUUAAAUAUCAAGCAAGACCAUACUACCCAGCGGUGCUGGAUGAAAACAGCAAAUCCUUCUGCAUGCAGCAGUCCAUAGAAUACCUCUCUCAGAACCAGAGACUCUCACUGAGUAGUAAUAAUCUCACAUGUUUAUGCACAAGAUCAAUAAUGUGAUGGUAACUGGGAAAAAAACUGCUUUAAGUAACAUGCUUGGCUUUUCUUCUUUCCCUUCUUAAUGUGAAAAAUCAAGGGCUUAAUUUAAUUACAAAGAAACAACAGAAAGCUCCUGGAACUUACAGUUGUCGAAUUACAUGUUUAUUUUUUAUCAAUAAAUAUUUUUAUACUUACCUUGAGUGAUGUGUUUAACAAGAAAAGAAAUGUGACAGAGCUGAUUUGCUAUCCUACUGGGUCAGUGGACUAGCUUAUUCCUACUGACAGGUGUAAAAAUAUUAAAACUGAUAGCACCAUAGAUUUUUACAUAUGUACUUGUGAACAAAUGAAUAUUGUAACCAGUGUAAAAAAACUCCUAUUUAGAUAUAAAACAAAUCUACUGAAGAGGCAGAAAAGAAAGUUACAUAGGUUUUCUGAAAAUUUAAGUCUAUUAAUUUUUGUGGGGAAAACUAAUUCCAGUGGUAAUUGCUCUAGUUACUUUUUAAAAAUGUGAAAACUAGAAAAGUUAUACUGACGGUAUCAUUGUGUUAUCUGUAGAGUGAAUGUGGGAUUCUCACAAUAAGAUACCUCUAUUCUUAGAGUAGGAACAUCAUUUUCAACUCAAACUUGGCUAGGGAUAGCACAUGGAGAACUAGAAGAAAUACUGAACCUGGGAAGUGUGUAGGGUUCAUGCUGGGCUGACUUAUAAAUGACCAGUUGGACAGAUAUGUUAACUUAAAUACAACCACAGUUGACCCUUAACAUGGUGAGGGGUGGGUAGGGUAGGGGGAUUAGCCUCUGCACUUGAAAAUGUGCAUAUAACUUUAGACUCCUCCUAACUUACUACCAAUAAUCUAUUGACUGGAACCCUAAAUGAAAACAUAAACAGUUGAUACACAUCUUGUAUGUUUUAUGUAUUAUAAUACUGUAUCCUUAGUAUAAAGCUAAAGAAAAUAUUAAAAUCCUAAGAAAAAUGUUUAUAGUGCUGUGUUCAUCAAUAUCAUUAAGUUUGUAAGAUGAAUAGUUUGUCUUGUCUUCGAAAAAGUAUCUGUAAGUAGAUCUACACAGGUCAAUCUCAUGGUAUUCAAGUCAACUGUUGAUACUUUUUUAAAAAUUUCCAUUAUCUUGGGAGUUAGAUGGGUAUGUAACAUGUUUGGGAAUAUCUUGGAGAAUGUAUAUACUCAUGAAUUACCUUUUAAAAUUGUCUCACUCAAAAGGGAAUUGCAAUUCAUACAUAGCCUUAGGAAAUAAAGACGUAAUUAUCCUUGUA